AAUAUUGCAACAAACGUCAAAAUGAAAAUCAAUCAAAGUCAAUCGAAAAACUACAGAAUAUGUACUAUAGAAAUACAAAAAAACAGAAAAAAAAAAUUUAUACAUACAAUACCUUUAUUUUUUUAAGCACUUGUGAUAAUUUCCACCUUUUGGUAUUAAAUUUGCUUUAGUUUACUAUACUUUUUAGUGAUUUCUAUUCCAAAAAGUAACGGCAUACUCAUGGAUGACUCUACGGUUCCCUUACACUUGGAGCCUAUGCAGCAAAGUGAAGUGUGUGACAAAAGACUGUGGAUUGGAAAUCUGGAUCUUAGAGUUAAUGAGUAUCAAUUACUGAAAAUGGUUCGCGUGUAUGGAAACAUUGAGAAGUUCGACAUGUUAUUCCAUCGCAGCGGGCCCAAUGCAGGGCAGCCGCGUGGGUUCGCCUUUGUCACCUUCAAGAUGAGACAGGAUGCUAUUAAAGCCAUGAAUUCUCUAAAUGGUCAGCUCUUGGGAUCGAAAAGAAUUUGUGUUAAAUUUGCCAAGACUACAUCGGAUGACCAAGAUAAACCAAAACCAGAACUGGGUAUUGCAGCACUUGCUGGUGCUAAGCCAGAAUUGAAGCUCAGCAAGAAAACUGCUAUCCAAUCAAUAGAGGCAAAGCUCAAAAUGAUGGAAAACAUGAAGGCUGGUGAUGACUUUGUCAUUAACAAGUUGGCAGCUAAUGAGACUCCUGUUAUCACUCAGUACCAGAUGAAGCAGCACCAACCACCAAAUAAAACAAUAAGUUCAUUUAGAAGGCGGCAUCCAUAUCAUAAAAAGAGAUAGGUGCAAUUUGUAAGGGUGUCUCAUAGUGAUUUUAAUAGCAGUGUUAUGAAUUUAAAAAAAGUAUACUUUACAUGGAUUGAAAUGAAACUUAAAUGAGGAAAUUUCGUUUUUAAUCUAUAUAAAGACUACUAAAUUAAUAAUGUGUGUAUACUUACCGGCUUAUUAACCCUUAAAUGUGCAAUUUUUCUAAUUUCACUCCAAUGUGGAGAGCCAUACUGCAGCUAUAUUAUUGGUAUAGUUGUAUCACAAAUGGGUCGGCUCUACUGGGGAAAGCCACAUUCUCACAGAAUACUCCUGUGUUUUGUAUGGUGAGUGUAGAGAACCGGAAACCCUUUUACUGGAAACAAGGCAUUCCAUCUUAGUGCUCACGGGUGACAACGCAUCUGCAUAUUGAUUUGUAAUCAAGGAUAGAUGUAUGCCCCAUCAGUAAGUUUUGCCAUCUUUAGAAGGUACAAUAACUUUCCAAUUUCCUGAGAUAUACUUUUGUGGACACAGAUAGAUUAAACAUCUGUUUUAGUACCGAAAACAAAUUGUUAAUGAAAAUAAAUUGUAUUUGCUUCUCUUCUGCGUUAUCUGGUUGCUCUUUUAUAAGUGGUGGGUCUUAUUCAUUAUUACUAUCCUGAAGAUCCCAUAUUUUCUGCAGAAUUUUCAUACAAUUUUGCCUGACAGAUUUCAUUUUCACUGACAGAGUCCCGAGAGAAUAGAUAGAUGGAUAACGACGGGCUGUUUUCCGCAACUCUACGUCAAGCGCGUAUUUUGCAUGCGGGCAGGAAUAAUGUGAUCUCCCCGAAGAAGUUAAACAGUCCUUUGAUGUUGCGAGAAACUUCGGGGAGUGAUCCUGGCGUGUCGAGAUGUUUAGCCCUGUAUGCAGUGACCUCCAGAUAUGUCAGUAACACGUGGGUCGCCGUUUCUUCCUCCCCCAUACAUGCCCUGCAUGGGAGACUAUUUGUAACACCCAUGGCAAAUAAAUGUUUGUUAAAGGAGUCAUUCCUGCCCUAAAACCCUCUCAGAUAUGAGGGAAGGCCUUGCCCAGCAGCGGGACGUACAUAGGCUGUAAUUUUUAAAGGAGCCAUGUCGUCCUGUGAUAGCACUUGUUACUAUACUGAUCUGUGGCUUGUUCAAUGUCACCUUGGUUAAACGACUGUUUAUUUCUGGGCAGGGCCUCGGUAGUUUGUCUACAGUCUACUAGAUUUUUCUAAAGCUGAGCAUGUUGAUUAGUGAAGUUUUUAUGUACCAGUGAACGAAUGUUACCAAACAUAAUUGGUAUGAUUGGUUCUGGCCCUCUAAUCCUCUUCUGGCCAGUUCGUCUGCUGCCUUGUUGCCCCUGGAUCCUUUGUAGCCCUUUAUCCAUUGCAGUCACAUUGUUAUGUUUACAUACCUUAUUUAGUUUUUGAUGGCAUUCAUAUAUUAGUCCCAAGUUUACCACAUUGCAACUCAGAGCUUGUAGUACUGCCAUGCUGUCGGUCAGUAUUCUAAUGGAAUCUUUUACCUUCCUAGCAUCUAUUGCUAUGGAUGCUUGGAUGAUACCCAUAGAUUCUGCCAGCGGUGUACAUAAAUGUGGAUAUUAAGAUCUUCCGAGAAAGUUUCUGUACCUUCAUUUGUUUUGUAACCAUCCGUGAAAAUUCUUUUGGGUUUAAAUCCACACGCUGGUUUGUUUUAUUUAAUUAUAUCUUGUAUUUUUUAACGAACACAAAUUGUUUAGGGAUCUUAUUGUAUUCGGCUUGUAAGAUAGGAAUUUUGGAGUAAAUGCUAUCAAUUAUACCUGUAUGAGGGAUUCUACUCUCACUCCCAAAGAUAUUAGGGCCUUGAGUAUAAUGGCAGCUAGUCGCUUCUUGUCGUAUGUGUAUGUGAAGCGGGGUUAGCUCCAGUACAGCUUUGUCCGAGAGAAAGAUAUCUGUCAUGCUGCUGUAAUUGCAUUUCUUACUAUUUUAUUUACGAUAAUUGUAAAAUUUCAGCACAAACCUCGAAUAUUUUUUAUAUGUAAUUAAGUUUCAAUCAAUUUUCUCAAAAGUAGACGCUCCUCAACCAGAUCACUGGCUGUGAAAUAUUCUCUACAAAUGUAAAAUUUUGACGAAGUGAUAGAAAAUAUUACAAUUAUAUAUUAUAAAUAUCCUGUGUGUAAAUUAGUAUUUCUAACAUAAUAUGUUGAGACAUUAUCAUAUAAAAAUACAAUCUAUGAUUGCACUAAAACAGGAAUGUUCUGGAAAGUACAAAGCACAUUUAUGGGUUAAUAUUGCAAUUUUAAUAAAUAUUAUUUUAGCCUAUUUCAAACAUGAACUUGCAUAUCCCUCUCUUCUAAGUUUAAUGUUCUUUAUCAAAUUUUAUGUUAAGAAGAUAAUGCAAUGACAUAACAAAAGAAAAUGCCGUGAACACUUAGUAUAUCACUUACAACAUAUAAUUACAGUGCCCACGACAUAUUUGUGUAAACUGACACUUGCCUUUGGGAGUUUAUUUAAGGAAUAGACUAACUACAUCUUGGAAAUUAUUUACUUUAUUGUUUAAUAGUAUGUUAGUUUAGUUUGAGGAAAAAUUUCGUUUUAAUUAGCCAAAUGUAGAGAGUACUGGAAAGUAUAUAUGUAACAAACUUAGUGUCCAUGCAAUUGUUUAAAAUUAACAGUAUUAAAUUUCUUUUUUACUUAUUUGUAGCAAAAAGUGUUCUCCAUAACCUGCUUUUAUGUUGAAUUAAAUGUAAUUUUAGGUGUAAGUUGUUAAUUGCUAGCCUUUUAAUGUAAAAUCUAACACCAGGAGUGUGUUCACUAGAAUCAAAUUUUGUCUUAAUCAAUUGAUAUGAAUUAUAACAUACACAAGUGUAAAUUGUUUAUAUGGCUCAAGCUCAGAGCUAAUAGCUUAUUAAUAGGUUUGAAGAGGUGAACAGGAACAAUUUUAUUUAUUGCCAUUAAUAUUAACAUCUCAAACAGUUUAGGUUGUUAGGUAGGUCAUUUAAAAAUACAGAUAGAAUAAAACUAAAAUCUACUUGUAUUCUAGUACAAAAAAAUAAAAUAAUUGAAUAAAUCUUCAUGGAAAACCAAUCUGUAAAAAAAUUAAGAACCAAAACCGAUAAUACUUUUAAGCAUAAAUAAAUGUCGAUAAUAUGAAAGAAUAAAUGAAGUUUUUGCUUGUACUAUUCACAUAAAUCUUUUAGUGUUUUUUGAAGGAAUGUAACACUUAUGUACUAACUGGCUGUAAGAUGGGUUGUCGGUACCAUCCACUACCCUCCUACUUACUUCCAACGGACUUAAAACAUUUAUGUGAUUAUUAUUAAUAAAUAUGUAUUUGUAUACAUAUUUAUAUCAAUUAAUCCAGUUGCAGAUUUUUGAGACUUCAAUUAUUAUUAGUAAGAUAAACGUUUAUAUAUAUUGUAAAUAAAAACAUUGAGUCUUAAGACAUGCUGGAGCCAUCAUUAACAUUUCAAAUCAUAAUAAUUAAACAAUUUAAGC
Messenger RNA from Parnassius mnemosyne (clouded apollo), 4241 nucleotides. The record is from the annotation of a GenBank genome assembly. NCBI's taxonomy places the organism in Eukaryota, Metazoa, Arthropoda, Insecta, Lepidoptera, Papilionidae.